Micropterus salmoides (largemouth bass) is the source of this 2543-nucleotide messenger RNA. RefSeq names its product zinc finger protein 184-like. The coding region runs from base 629 to 2056 and encodes 475 amino acids. The record is from RefSeq and is a predicted model, not a curated record. The transcript is spliced from 3 exons. Lineage: Eukaryota; Metazoa; Chordata; Actinopteri; Centrarchiformes; Centrarchidae.
UUAUGCCACAAAAUUGUUCAAUUUCUGUGAAACUGUCUGUGAGCCAAAGAAACUGCCUCAGCUACCUUAUAAGCUAGGCUAAAAAUUACAAACUAACGUUACAUAACUAAUAUCCCCUAGCUUAUACUGAAAACUUACAUACAUUUAUUUUGAUGACAGUUAGUAUUCAACAUAUCAAAAAGAGAUAAAAAGGCAAAUCCACUUAUAAUGGAGGAAAAAACUGUUAGCCCGACUCCUAAAGCUUGCGUGACUAGCUUAAGAAACUUCUGACUAGAUCAUUUGGAUUGUUAAACUACCUUAUAAAGAAAUAUUUAACUACAAAUUAAUGUAUUAUGUAGAAGGUAUAGUAGGAGCAGUUUGCUUUGUUAUGAUACUGUCUGCAACACAGCAGGCCAAGUGAAUAAGAACAGCCUUUACGCACGUUUACCAUUCGUUUAAAACUUUGUCAGAGUUUUGUAUGUCACCAGAGAACACCUAGCCCCAGACAGGGUGGGGAGCUUCAUGGUGGCCAGCAGGAGGCGCCAGCAGCCUGUCUGGCCGCUUUUAAACACACCAGUAAAACCUCUCACAACAAGGAAGUCACAUAUAACGGGAUGUGUCGGUCUGUCCGAGCAGCAUCCGAGCAGACAUGGCCUCUCUACAAUACCUAAACGCGUUCAUUUCUGAGCGGCUGACAGCGGCGGCUGUGGAGAUCUUCGGGGCGGUGGAGAAAACGCUGACAGAGUACCAGGGAGAGAUCAGACGGUCCAAGCAGGAGAUAGACCACCUGCGGACACUGGUGCUCUGGCCUGAAGUCAAAUUACACAGAUCAGUCUCACCCCUCAUUCAUUCAGCAGCUCAUCAGGUCAGCUCUCAUUGCUGUGAUAAGGAGGCUUGUCCUAAGUGCGAGGAGGAGCGGGCCCCAGAUGUGAGCCCCGAUCACCCGAGCACCCUGCAUAUUAAAGAGGAGCAUGACCAAAGGGCUGAGGAGCGAGGACCGUCCUGUAGGCAGCAGGGUGUCGCCACAGUGUCUCCUCAGGGUCACAAGGAGCCGCCCUCUCACCUCUACAGAAUAUUAACUGUUGAAAAGACAGCAAAUAUCAAAGAUGAGCCUGAUGGUGAUGAGUUCAUAAUCUCUCCAUCAACCAGGCAGGCUGAGAUGCCCUGUGGAGUAAAUCCAGAGUCUUCUGGACUUCAGCGACAGACCCUGUUAGAUCCGCUUGAGAUCACUCAACAUGAGCAGGAGGGGCCUGAUGAGCAGCAGUACACUAGACAAGACUGGAGAACCUGUCAGAACAACAAGGACCCCGACCCUCCUCAAAUCAAAGUGGAAAAAUUUACAUCAUUGAGUCCUCGGAAAGAGGCUGACCUCAACUACGAAUUCCCUCUUCAGUCAGAAAGGAGUGUUUAUGAUGAGCCUCAUUCUUCAAGCUCCAGCCACAAGCAGACUCUGACCAGCAAAACAUUUUACACAGCAGAGGAAAAGAGGAGAGAUGCUGAAGCAGUAGGCUGCCAACAGUCCAGGCUCACCAGAGUUUCUCAGCCCUUCUACUCUGUAAAUCAAAGUGAAUACGGCAAGAAUACAGAAUGUGUGGUGAAUGGACAGUGGAUGAAGGCACUGACACUAACGGGAACGAGGCAAAACUCAGACUUGUGUGGCGAAGAAAGGGAAAGUUUUGGGGUGGAGGAAGAUGUGAACAAUCUCACCAGGGAGAGAAGACACACUUGUCCCAUCUGUGCGAAACGUUUUAAAGAGUCAAGUCAUUUGAAGGACCAUGUGAGGAUCCACACAGGAGAGAAGCCGUACCAGUGUAAGGAAUGUGGCGUGAACUUCAGACAGAGUGGAGCUUUGACUUUGCACAUGAGAAUCCACACAGGGGAAAGACCAUACCAGUGCACCGACUGCGGCCGGCGCUUCAAUCGAAAAGGCGACAUGGAGACUCACAGGGUGACGCAUACUGGGGAAAGACCCCACCUGUGCGUGGUGUGCGGGAAAAGCUUCAAAAGGAAGAGCAACUUAAACACACAUCUGAAGAUCCACGCAGAGGACAAAGUGUAUUACACUCAAACGUUGUGAUUGUUUAAACACAGAUAAUGGAUUUUUGAUUUCCAUGAGCUGUAAGCCAUGAUCAUCAAGAUUAAAACAAAAAAAGGCCUGAAAUAUUUCACUUCAUGUGUAAUGAAUCUAGAAUAUAUAAAUGUUUCACUUUUUGACUGAAAUUAUGGGAAUAAAUUAUCUUUUCCAUAUUCUAGUUUUCUCAGAUGCACGUCUGAAAAAACAUGGACUGUCACAGAGACUAAAUUAGUGUGUUGACUGGAGUGUAUUUCUUAAUGCAUUUCUAAACAUUUCUAAACUAACAAAAAUUAGCAUUUGCAUCAUCAACAGCAAAGCAAAUUUGAGAUUUGUUUUUGUGCUUUCAACCUGAUGGAGAGAAACAUCAAAGAAACAUUGUAUGAGACAAUGUAAACAUUGGUUGUGCUAUUUAAUUUCCUCGCUUGAUCUAGACAUGCAAGUUGUGCAAGCUAGGCAAUACUCAUUAAAUUGUGUUUUGGGUGUAUUGACA